This is a messenger RNA of Orycteropus afer afer, 1857 nucleotides long. NCBI's taxonomy places the organism in Eukaryota, Metazoa, Chordata, Mammalia, Tubulidentata, Orycteropodidae. The record is from RefSeq and is a predicted model, not a curated record.
AUGUCCCAGGCCCCUCUGGACUCAGCGCCACGCUCCAGCCACCUGGACCUGUGGAGGGAGCAGAGUGACCAGCUAGUUCGUCAGGCCAAGGUGACUCGGAACUCAGAUGCGCUACGGACGCAGCAGCAGUUGGCUCAGGACGCCCUGCACGGCCUCCGGGAGCUCCUUCAUCGUCUGCGGGGGCUUCCUGCGACUGUUUCACUUCUUCCCUUGGAGCUGACUGUCAUGUGCAACUUGAUCACCCUGAAAGUGAGUCAUACCCAGGGCUUCAGUGAGGACCAGGCCCAAGAUAUCCACCAGGGCCUGAAGAGAGUGCUUGAGGCCAGUGAGCGGCUAGAACCCAGGCUGGACUAUGGGCUCAGGGAGCUGUGGGACUCUGUCCUCCGUUGUUCCUCCCUUCUGCCUGAGCUCCUUCCUGCCCUGCAUCACUUGGCUGGCCUGCAGGCUGCCCUCUGGCUGAGCACUGACCAUCUUGGGGACCUGGUCUGGCUGCUGCAGAUGCUGAAUGGCAGCCAGAGCGAGGCCUCUGAGGAUCUGCUGCUGCUUCUGAAAUCUUGGAGCCCCCCACCUGAGGGGCUGGAUGCACCAGUGAGUCUGCAGGAUGCCCGGGGCUUAAGAGACGUCCUUCUGACAGCAUAUGCCCUCCGUCAAGGCCUCCAGGAACUGACCAUAGGGAGCCUACCCAGGGCACUAAGCAGUCUGCAGGAAGCAGCAUGUGGUCUGUGUUCACGGCCUGUGUUGGUCCAGGUGUACACGGCGCUGGGGGCCUGUCUCCGUAAAAUGGGCAGUCCACAGAGAGCACUCUUAUACUUGGCUGAAGCCCUGAAAGGGGGAUCCAUUUGGGGUCCCCCGCUUCUGGAGGCCUCCAGGUUAUAUCGGCAACUGGGAGACACAGCAGCGGAGCUGGAGAGUCUGGGGCUGCUGGUCGAGGCCUUGUGUGUCCCCCAGAGCUCUGAAGCCCCUCAGCUUCUCAUUGAGGUGGAGCUGUUGCUCCCCACACCGGGCCCAGACUCACCCCUUCGGUGUGGCACGCAGAGCCAGGCCAAGCACCUGCUAGCAAGCCGCUGCCUACAGACAGGCAGGGCCAAGGCCGCUGCCGAGCACUACCUGGACUUGUUGGCCCUGUUGCUGAAUGGCUGGGAGCCACGGCUCUCUGCACCCCCUGGCCCCCCAGGGCCCUGUAUGCCUGAGGUGUUCUUGGAGACAGCAGCGGCACUGAUUCAGGCGAAACGAGCCCAGGACGCUCUGACUGUGUGUGAGGAGCUGCUCGCCCGAACAUCAUCGCUGCUUCCCAAGAUGCCCUGGAUGUGGGAGGAGGCCAGAAAUGGAGCCCAGCAGCCUAUACAGUGCCCACUCUGGGUCUCUGCCACCUACCUGCUUCAGGGCCAGGCCUGGGUGCAAUUGAGGGCCCCAAAAGAAGCAGUUAGUGAAUUUAGUCGGUGCCUUGAGCUGCUCUUCCGGGCCACAGCUGAGGACAAAGAACAGGGGGCUGCUUCCAGCUGUGAGCAGAGGUGCAGAACAGAUGUGGUACUGCAGCGGCUUCGGUUAGCUGCCCUGAUUAGUCGUGGACAGGAAUGGGUGGCCAGCGGGCAGGAUACCAGAGCCCUGCAGGAUUUCCUCCUCAGUGUGCAGGUGUGCCCAGGUGAUCAAGAUGCUUCCUUUCACCUGCUUCAGACUCUGAGGAGGCUGGGUCGGAGGGAUGAGGCCACUGCUCUGUGGUGCAGGCUGGAGGCCCAGACCCAGCUGCCACAGGGGGACACCCCAAGGUCUCUCCCCCUUUACCUGGAAACCUGUUUGAGCUGGAUCCGCCCCCCGGACCGGGACACCCUCUUGGAAGAGUUCCGGACAUCCCUGUGA